CAUCCAGAUUCGUGACGUCAUUUAAUGACAGAAAAUGGCGACAAACAAGGGGAACUGGAACGCUUUGCCCAGUGUUAUCGUUGUAGAAAUCCUUUCCUUAUUGCCAAAGAGAGACCGCGUCCACGCAGCUACAACAUGAAGAGCUGGAGAGCUUGUCUUUUUCACCCUGGGCUGUGGAACCGUCUAGAUUUGAAGCUAAAUACGCCACAACAGAUGGCCAGGGCGCAGUUUCUCGCUACAAAAUGCGCGGGUUUCGCACGAGAGCUGUCGCUGGAAUGGCCGCACGACGCCGACAAGGUGGACGAGACGUGCCGCAACAUCAUCAUGAGAAAAGCGCUGGCCGUGCUCAAGAUGGCCAAGAACAACAGGAACCUGGAGAAGUUCUGUCUGAAGUGCUGCGGGUGUGAUCUUCUGGGCGACUCGCAAGAGGACGAAGACAUCAUAACAGAGCUGCAAUACGUGAUCUCCUUGAUUCUGAGUGGUGCCAAGAACCUGAAGUACCUGUCCUUCGGCUACUGCGUGGAGAUUUUCGACUCCUCCACCAUCCAGGCUGUGGCCAAGUCGUGCGGUCAGUCCCUCCACACGCUGCAUGCUGCUACCCUGUACCCCGAGGAGCAGGCUCAGAGCCUUUUCACACACCCCACCUUGCAGUCUCUCCGACAACUGCAGGUGCUGAGUCUGGACUUUGAAGAGCUGAGUAACGAGAUCCUCUCGGUCAUGUGCAACAACGGGAACCGGGCGCCCCUCCAGAACUUGAUCCUCCUGCAAGACGGCGAGCCCGUCAACCUCCCGAACAUCCGGGACCGUGUCUGGCACCUGUUCGCCGCCAGUAACCCGGACGCGGAGGUGACGCUGACCCUGCUGCGCGUGCCGUCGGGGCUCGGCGACUACCUGAGCCCCAGCAUGCCGCUGGGGACACUGCGGGCGCUGUACUGCGGGGAGGUGGACAGGACCAGUCUGGACUUUGUGUCCCGCCAUCACUGCAAGACCCUGAGGAGUCUGACCCUCUGUGAGUGGAUGGACUGCGGGGCGACGUACUCCCUCAUCCCGGACAACGCCAUGGGGGAGGACCCGCUGGUCAUGCUGGCCUGGAGAUGCACCAACCUGACCAACCUGUCAAUCAUAGGGUAUGAAUUUUCCAAGGACAGCCUGGUUGCUGUAGCGCGCCUGCGGGGAAGCCAACUCCGGUCUCUGGAAGUCUCCGUCUCCUGCAUCGUGGAAACUGACGACGAUGAUGAUGAAGAGGAGGAAGACGAAGAUGAAGUCAUUCUUGACGACGGAGCCAUGUCUAUGGACACUCUCCGGCAACAGGUAUCAGAGAGCCUUGGUUGGAGCUGGGCCCCUGCCAUGUACACACCUGACAUCAGCACCAUCCUGCUAGAGGACCUGCAGGUCCAGGGCAACUAGUCAACACCUCUCACGUACUACAAGCCAAAGCCGGUUUCAAACAACUACAACAGAAGAAGAAGACCCCAGGCAAGGCUUGUUGCAGGCACACACCAUGUAAAGCCUGAGACAGUGUUUUAGUCAGGCCUAGCAAAAAAAAAAAAAUGUUGUGUUUCCUGUUUCCCGACCGACCCUAGAAAAAAAUACUGCCAACUCUAGCCUUUUUUUGUAUGUGGACCCCUGCAGGGGACAUACUUUUUCGGGCUGAUGAACCUUUUCUAGCUCCAUGUUCUUACACCUGUGUGAUGAUUGUACAAUCAGUUUUCCAACAUUGAUAUUGAAAAAUAUUAUGUCAUGCA
Branchiostoma belcheri (Belcher's lancelet) is the source of this 1745-nucleotide messenger RNA. RefSeq names its product F-box only protein 33-like. The transcript has 5 exons. Gene Ontology annotation, biological process: SCF-dependent proteasomal ubiquitin-dependent protein catabolic process; positive regulation of protein ubiquitination. Bases 25 to 1407 code for a protein of 460 amino acids. The record is from RefSeq and is a predicted model, not a curated record. Gene Ontology annotation, cellular component: SCF ubiquitin ligase complex. NCBI's taxonomy places the organism in Eukaryota, Metazoa, Chordata, Leptocardii, Amphioxiformes, Branchiostomatidae.